AUGACUUCGUGGGCCGCGCAGCAGCAUGCUGCCACCGCUCUCUCCUUCAUCGGGUUUGUUCUGGUUAGCAUUCCCCUCUACUGGCACUUGGAAGCCUGGAACGUCGGCUGUGUCCUCUACAUCUUCUGGUGCGGCACCCAGUGCCUCAUCCAGUUCAUCAACAUGUCCGUCUGGCGGGACAACGUCAUCGUCUGGGUCCCGGUCUGGUGCGAUAUCGUCACCCGCUUCCGUCUUGCGUCGAGCAUCGGCAUCUGCACGGCCUCGCUCAUCAUCAAUCGCCGCCUGUACAAGAUCGCGACCAUCUCCACCGUGUCGAUGACGAACAGCGACAAGCGGCGGAUGAUUUGGGUGGAUCUCGCCAUCGGCCUUAUUCCUUCCAUCGUGAACGUCGCGCUCUUCUGGUUUAUCCAAGGCCACCGUUUCGACAUCUAUGAGGGCUACGGGUGCACCUUCGAGAUUGCGAACACCAUCCUCUCCUACUUCCUGCUCACCUCCUGGCCGAUAGUCAUCGGUUGCAUCUCGGCAGUGUACUGCGCGCUGACCCUGCGCGCGUUCUUUAAGCGACGCAGGCAGUUUGGCGAGCUCAUGUCGAAGAACAAGAACCUAACGUUCCACCGGUACCUGCGGCUCAUGGGCCUCGCGGCAAUCGAGAUCGUCUGCACCGUCCCGCUCGCGUCGUGGAACCUGUACAUGCAGUCGCGCAGCCCGCUGUACGAGUGGAAGGGUCUGGCGGACCUCCACUACGACUUCUCGCGCGUCGGCCAGUUCCCCGCGAUCAUCUGGCUGAACAACCCGUUCACGAAGCCCGCGAUCAUCUUCGACAUCUGGGACAUCAUCAUCUGCGCGUUCAUCUUUUUCGCGUUCUUUGGCUGUGCGGAGGAGGCGAGGAAGCACUACUCGAUAGCGGCGACCACUGUUGCGAAGCGCGUUGGCCUGUCCACGAGCUGGCUGUCGCGCUCCACCAUCGAUGGCUCCUAUGGUCUCAAUGGCUCGAAGCCGACCACCAGCGCUGUUGGCCGCAUCACCAUCCCGACGUUCGUACAGCGGAAGCGGCGCCCGUCGUUCGACUCGUUCUCCGACCGCCUCUCGACGUCGAUCUCCAUCGGCGAGGAGACGCCGAUCGACGACCUCAAGGUACCCUACUCGCCCUCGCAGCACUCCGCCGGCUCGAGUACGUACAUCUCGUCACCUACGUCCGCGAAGGACAGUCCGAAGACGCACGCGUUCGUGUUCCCCCCGCCGCCAGCACCUCCCGCGCGCGUGCACGACCCGGCCUCGCCGACGCGCGCGACCCCACCGGACGUCCCCGCGUCCGUGCACGACAACACCCUCGACAUCGUCUGA
This is a messenger RNA of Rhodofomes roseus, 1344 nucleotides long. Its product is annotated as putative fungal pheromoneG-protein-coupled receptor. Bases 1 to 1344 code for a protein of 447 amino acids. The record is from RefSeq and is a predicted model, not a curated record. The transcript is spliced from 4 exons. Gene Ontology annotation, biological process: G protein-coupled receptor signaling pathway. Gene Ontology annotation, cellular component: membrane. Lineage: Eukaryota; Fungi; Basidiomycota; Agaricomycetes; Polyporales; Fomitopsidaceae. Gene Ontology annotation, molecular function: mating-type alpha-factor pheromone receptor activity.